Daldinia caldariorum is the source of this 867-nucleotide messenger RNA. Its product is annotated as CST complex subunit Ten1. The record is from RefSeq and is a predicted model, not a curated record. Gene Ontology annotation, molecular function: single-stranded telomeric DNA binding. The coding region runs from base 141 to 530 and encodes 129 amino acids. The transcript has 3 exons. Lineage: Eukaryota; Fungi; Ascomycota; Sordariomycetes; Xylariales; Hypoxylaceae. Gene Ontology annotation, cellular component: CST complex. Gene Ontology annotation, biological process: telomere capping.
AUUUAUUCCUUAUGCAUUGCAUUGUCUCCUAAGAAAAUCCCCUCUUCGUAAUAGAUGAAUCUACCUAGACCUAUCAAUUGGUUUCUUCUUUUAACCUCUCCAACUUCACCACCGUCAAUUCUCUAUAUUUUUCUUAACCAAUGUCUAAUGGUCCUCUUCCAUCGGUACGCUGCCUCCUUUCGCACCUUUCCACGAAACACGUGGGGGACAAGGUCAGGUUUCUUGGGUGCGUGACUGGAUACUCAACCCGUUCAGCCACAUUGAGUCUUCAGCACGAAUAUCCAAAGGGCACCAAGGCCAGAGUCAGUGCCGAUGUUACACUUCUUCUUGAGAACCUCAAUUCCGAACAAACGGAUAUUGGUCAAUGGGUUCAUAUCAUAGGAUACAUCACAUCCAUCGACAAGACGCUUGUUAAAACCACGGUGGGAUCUAAUACAGAAAACAUCGGUGUUCAGGUCCUGGUUCUUUGGAUUGCCCGUGACUUAGACAUCUCAUCAUACGAGAGCUCGUUCAUUUCCGAAACCGAGUGACCACACAAGAAGGCCCAACCAGACAAAUCAUCCAGCAUCUUCGGACAUGCAUAGCAGCGCGGCAUACGAAGUGAUGCAUACCACUCGCAGAACUGUCGGUGUGCUUACAAGGCUCUAGGACCUGGACAGCAGCAAUCACUAAAUGAUUUAGGAUCUGCGUGCAUUCGGAGUUGCUUCUCCCUCUUUGCUUUGGCAUAAACAUAAUCACGAAUCGAUUGCUCGAGAUGAUAAGUGAUGAGCUGGUGAAGUUCUUGAUGGGCUUUCGCAAGCGCUCGAAGACUAUGCCAAGAGCCACCGCAGCCAACCCUGGCAUGUAUGCCAACUCAGCAAAACUAAU